This is a messenger RNA of Nicotiana tabacum (common tobacco), 847 nucleotides long. Its product is annotated as chromatin remodeling protein EBS. The record is from RefSeq and is a predicted model, not a curated record. Gene Ontology annotation, molecular function: chromatin binding. NCBI's taxonomy places the organism in Eukaryota, Viridiplantae, Streptophyta, Magnoliopsida, Solanales, Solanaceae.
CGCACGUAGAGGAACAAAACCUCUGUGUCUCCGACUUCUCAUGCGCUUUCUCUCUCUUUCCCAGUCCUUUGCUCUACUCUCCACCCCCCAUUUUCCAGCAACUAGGGUUUUUGCUCCUCUCUUUCUCUACUAAAAAGGAGCUUUUCAACUGUUAUCCAUUUCCAUUUUUACAGUUGUCAUCACCAGGAAAUUUUCCUUAGUGGGUCAUUCAUUUUCACUUAAAAAAAGAAAAAAAGAUUGAGUCUUUAUUGCUGGGUUUUGUUUAUUCUUGAAGACUGAGCUGAAAGAUUGAUGGCUAAGACUAAACCUGGAAAAAAAGACCUUGAUUCUUACUCUAUCAAGGGCACCAACAAAAUCGUUAGACCUGGUGAUUGUGUGUUGAUGAGACCCUCUGAUUCUGAUAAGCCUCCGUACGUGGCAAGAGUAGAGAAGCUCGAGUCCGAUCACCGGAAUAAUGUGAAGGUCAAAGUUAGAUGGUACUACCGACCGGAGGAGUCUAUUGGUGGUCGCAGACAAUUCCAUGGGGCCAAAGAGCUGUUCUUAUCAGAUCACUUCGAUAUGCAAAGUGCACAUACCAUUGAAGGGAAGUGCAUAGUGCACUCUUUUAAGAACUACACCAAAUUGGAGAAUGUGGGCCCUGAGGAUUACUUUUGUAGGUUCGAGUACAAAGCUGCCACAGGGGGAUUUACUCCUGACCGCGUCGCUGUGUAUUGUAAGUGUGAGAUGCCCUACAACCCUGAUGAUCUGAUGGUACAGUGUGAAGGAUGCAAAGACUGGUUCCAUCCCUCUUGUAUGGGUAUGACCAUUGAAGAAGCAAAGAAAUUAGAGCAUUUCUUGUGUUCUGACU